CGCCAUGUCAUCUCUGCGUCUUUUUCCUUCGUCAGAUCUACUAAGUACUAGAUCUGUACUGUUUCAACCCCUGGCGAGAUGAGCUCGCCGACCAGACGUGUCUGGACAUGCGCUCGUUGCCUUCGGGCUCAAAAAGUGCGGGGAAUUCCUGCCCCUGCGAUCGUCCACGAUAGCACCUUCAUCCGCCGUUCAUUCCGCGUCCUCUCGCCACUUCAAGACGAGAAUCCAACACCUCCAAAAGCCGGGAAGACCGGAAAUGCUUCCAAUGACGAGGUUAAGGAGCAAGGGGCGAUGUCCCGACGUCUGGCGGACAUGGCGGAGGAGACAAUGGACACGGGCAGCAAAAGUGACCAGAAACUUAUGAAGGAGGUCUUCUCAGACGAAUUGAAGAAACAACUUGAGGAGAGGAUAGCCCAGACAUCUUUUCCCGGACAGAACCAGCGAGCUGCCAGUCAAGUCAAUAUGCCAGACGCCGCCGGCAAGGGCACACGCGACAUAGCUGGAGCAGAACCAUGGACAGGCUCCGAGUCUCUACAUGACGCAGCUUUAAGAAUGCUCGAUGACAGUCAUAAAAAACUCCGGUCGCCCUACAGACCUCCGGCGCUCCCCCACAAGAAUCUCCAUCCAGGCCCAAAGAAGAACGUGUCGGCCGCCAACCGAUUAGCGAAUGCAAGAGACAAAACAAGCAUAUACGCCAUCAGCCAGCAAAAUGAUAUGGAUGAGAAGGAGCGGGAGAAAUGGCGCAAAGAAUUAAAAGAACGAUUCAGCCCAGGUGCUCGACCAAUGCCCACAUCUCUCCAAGGCCUGACAAGUCUUGCAAACGAACGGAUCGAAGACGCCAUCGCUAGAGGACAAUUCAAAAACAUUUCUCGUGGUAAAGGUAUCAAUGUGGAGCGAGACUACAAUGCCAACAGCCCUUUUCUCGACACGACCGAGUAUUUCAUGAACAAGAUCAUCCAGAAACAAGAGAUCGUACCACCUUGGAUUGAGAAACAGCAAGAAUUGGUUAAAUUGGUGGCCACUUUUCGCAGUCGGUUACGGAACGACUGGCGAAGGCACGCGGCUCGCUGUAUCGCCAGCUCCGGAGGGACAGUGCAAGACCAGGUUCGCCGAGCACAAGGAUACGCAUUGGCCGAAGAACUGGUGAAUCCUCGAAUACAAAAAAGGGAAACGUUGAGUUCCAUAUCGAGUGACGGGGUGCUGACCACGGUGACGGUCGAAGAGAGGCUCGCAGCAGGCUUGCCCAUGGAGUCGCAGGAGUCGGAGCAGAAAUCACCAGACCAGGUCGAGAUCACCGUGACAGAGAAGUCUGCCACGGAGACCAGCAACGACAAAGAAGGUACGACCGAGAUAAACGCCACUCCUACCACCACAACAGAUCCCAGUACAAUCAUAGAACCCACAGACUCCACCAACUCACCCUUACACUCUCAUUCAUCCCCUCCCUCUCAAUCACCAGCAUCACCAGCAACACCCCGCGUCCUACCAAUGCCCCACCCCUUCCGUGACCCUCACUGGGAAAAGACCGAAUUAAAAUACCACACCCUUGCAAUCCAAGAGCUCAACAGUCUAACACGGAGCUACAACCUAAUGGCGCCCAAGAUCGCACAGAAACCCUACUACACAUUAGCGCGUGAACUGAAGCGCUGUUUUGCCGACAUUGCACCUUCAUUGCCAGACGAGAUACUCCAGCGCAGUCGCAAACCCGUGGUGAAGAUCGCUGUCAUGCCGCAUCAGGAAGGAGGGGUUUUGGAACGGUUUGGGUCCACGGUUGGUGCCAAGGAGUGGAAAGGACAUGAGGGCGUUAUUCGUGAAGAGGAUGGGACCAAGGGAUAUGGGUUUAAGGAGUUUUGGAGGGAUUUGUUUGGGAAUGCUAAGGCGGGGAAGAGGAGGGAGAAUUUAUCGUCAUGAUCAGUGAAUGGUGAAUGUAUAAUAUACGCGUGUGUGUCUAUGGUUCUUACGCUGGAUACUAAGGAGAUAUAAAGCAGGCUGAAUCCACUCAUAAAACUGCUGCCUUGUGGCUCAUCUUAAAAUUGAUCUAACUAGUAGUAAGGUAUGUU
Molecule: messenger RNA, 2060 nt
Organism: Exophiala mesophila
Lineage: Eukaryota; Fungi; Ascomycota; Eurotiomycetes; Chaetothyriales; Herpotrichiellaceae
Exons: 2
Coding region: 79-1911 (610 amino acids)
Source: RefSeq, a predicted model, not a curated record